Molecule: messenger RNA, 3527 nt
Organism: Pungitius pungitius (ninespine stickleback)
Lineage: Eukaryota; Metazoa; Chordata; Actinopteri; Perciformes; Gasterosteidae
Product: protein FAM83B-like
Exons: 5
Coding region: 251-2977 (908 amino acids)
Biological process (GO): signal transduction
Cellular component (GO): membrane; cytoplasm
Molecular function (GO): protein kinase binding
Source: RefSeq, a predicted model, not a curated record
CACACACGCAGACACACACACACAGACACGCACAGACACACACACAUACAUAAAGGCUUCCUGGAGGGUUUGACCGUGUCUUUUAAGCCGUACCUUGGAUUUUCAGGACUCUUAAUGGAUUUCUCUUUCCAGUCAUGAAUCUGAACAUUCAUGUUCAUCCGUGACACACGACUCCCACUGAAGGUAAAGGAGAGGCCUGCUGCUCAUUGAGGUCUGGGGUCACGGGAAGGGGGCGGGGGAUCCGGCAUCCAUGGAGUCCAACCUGUCGUGCCUGUCUUCGCUAAAAGAAGACAACAGUCCUCUUUACAUCCAGCCACAUUACAAAGAGUCCUACCGCCUGGCCAUUUACGCGCUGCUCUGUGGAGGCAAGGAGGCCUACGAGGAGUUCCUCCGCGCCGAGCAGAUCGGCCACUUCCUGUCCGAGGAGGAGAUCCUCUACAUCUUCCAAAAUGCGGAGCUGCCGGUCACGGACGACUCCCCCGAGGGUAAGCAGGUCGAGGACCGGGCCGGCCCCUCCACCUACUUCCCGAUGGAGUCGGACGAGGAGGUGCCCGAGCUGGACCUGGGCUGGCCGCAGGUGUCCCUGAGGAGCGAGGAGACCAGCAUCAGCCUGCUGUUCAACCCGCCCCGACACAACACGCCGACCAUCAAAGAGGUGGUGCGCAAACAGAUACAGGAGGCGAGGCAGGUCAUCGCCAUAGCGAUGGACGUCUUCACCGACCUGGAUAUUUUCAAAGAGGUCGUCACUGCCGCGCUGAGGGGAGUGAUGGUCUACAUCCUCCUGGACGAUUCCCAGUUCAGGAGCUUCCGCACCAUGUCACAGAGGGUGGGCAUCAACGUCCAAGACUUCAAGAACAUCCGUGUCCGGACAGUUUGUGGGCAGCGGUAUCAGUGUCAGUCCGGGGUGAAGUUUCAGGGAGAUUUGGAGCAAAGAUUUCUUCUAGUGGACUGUCGAACAGUUUUGUAUGGAACAUACAGCUACACAUGGUCCUUUGAAAAGAUCAACGUUAGCAUGGUCCUGGUGAUCACUGGUCAGCUGGUUGGCUCUUACGACGAGGAGUUCCGCAGACUGUACGCCCGCUCCACGGUUCCCACCAUCCUCUCCAGGGAGAAGUCGUCCGUCCAGUACCUUAGAGACAUCGUGGCCCUGCAGAGCCCCAACUCCAGCCACCUCUCCCUCCACCAACUUCACACCCAAUCCCAAGUGACCCACGGCACGUGGGGCGCUCGGGACGACCGGUUCAGCAAUUCCACCGCGAUGACCCGAGGGCUGAGCGUGCAGGAGAAGCUGCACCAGUCACACUGUUUCGACAUGGGGAACCUGAUGAGGGGGCACAGCUACGGCGGAGAACUUCAGAAGUUGAGCCCCCUGACUCGGCUGCGGAUGGGGACCAAGAACAUCGGAGUACCCAUCAAUCCAGAGAAGACGCGCCCCAAUCCGAGAGGGGGCAGCGACCUACUGCCACCAAACAGAUCAUCUCAGCACCACCUCAGGCACCAGAACCGCUACGGAGCGGACCAGAGCCUGAUCCCGUUCAACUCUGAAACCUCCCUCAACAGGUGGAAGAUGGACACGUACUUCAACGACAGCGGCGUGCCUCUGGAUGCAUCUUGUGACACCAUGUCAUCUAUAAUAUCUCCGUACGGGAGCCACACAGGCCUGAACGAGCAUCAGACGCAGCUGAUCCACAACAGGUCGAUGGACAUUAAGUCCAGGCUGGAAGAAGUGAGGCAGAAGAGGCUCAGUCUGCAGGACUACACCAAUCUCAGGCACAGCCAAGAGUCCCUGAGGUCUACUUACCAGGAGAAGACAAAAUAUAAGCGGAAUUUGGACAAGAGGAAGGUUGUGGCAGACUCAGAGCCAAAUGCGCAAAACGGGCACAGCAGGGAUCCGGCCGACCACAAAGACAGCGAGCAGAAGAAGGUAGCGGACAAAAGAGAGCAAACUCUCCCCAAGGGCCAGCGCUCUGCCUCCCACUGCGACGGGGCCGUAGCUCCAGAUCGCAAGACAACGCAGACGUAUGACUGGCACGAGCCAGGGGCUGAUUUAGAUGUUACACAAAGCGAUUCAAUGCUCAAGGUUUCUCAUCUCCAACACCCAAGGGCGAUGAAGUCCUUGACUGAGAUCCCGGAGGAAAAGGGGGAGUGCUUACCCGUCAACAGUUCAGACUCGGCUGUGUUGAAAGAAGGACGAGAGGAGGUUUGCAAAGAUGAGAGAGCUGUUCCAAAAGAAAAAUCUGUUGAGUCCAGCAUACCCGCAGAGUCACAGCUCAAGGACCCAGGCGGAGAAGGCCUUGACUCCAUCUGCAAGGCGGGAAAAGGCUCAGGCCCAGCUCCCCGGGAAAGAAAGAAAUCCACAUCCAAUGAUGUACAAACUGUCCCAAAAAUCUUAAACCCUUUUGCAGGAUCUCAGCCCUCACUGGCAGAUAAAAGUGGUCAGGUGGAAAAAAAGAAAGGAUCAGGCCAGGAGCCGCUGCUUCAAAGGAAGCAUUCCUUAAGGAUGAAAGUUGCGUCAAUGCUUUCGCAAGACGAAAAGAAAGUGCACAAGAAAGAGGAGAAGUCCCUCCAGAGAAAGCCCUCGGUAAGAUCCUACGCGGCCCCCGCCGGGCACCCGGCCGAGAGGGACCAAUCGUCGAGCCUCUCCCGGUCGCAAAGCACUCCCGGCGGACCGGCGGAGACUGUGAGGCAGAAGUCUCCGUUCCCGAGGCUGACUCCUCAGCGCUCCUCCAGCCAGAGGAAGCCAACCCCCUCCGGGGAGCCGCAGCGAGGCUUGAGGAGCGACGAGGCAGCCGAUGACUCCGGGAAACAGAAGGUCUACAGUCGAUUCGAGGAUUUGCUCAGCUCUGAUGGUCUUCCUCCGGAGAGUGACGGGCGCUCCUUCCUGAACAGGCAGGACUCCACGCAUCAGAGCGCCGCCGACAACAAACUUGGACGCUUCAUGCAGCGUGUAGGAAAUCUAAUAGGCAAGAACAAGUGAGGGGCGCAGAGGCAAAAGAUGGCCGCCGCGCUGAAGGUCCUCAAGGUGCAAGACCCAGGGGUUGCUUGAGGAUUUAUUUGGACCCCGAUGCAGAGACAUUUGAUGGAUUUGUUUUGUUAUUGUCAAGUCAAACUCCAGAUGAAGCCUGGGCCAUAUAGUGUUAUGAAACACUUUUUCUUAUUCGGCAGUCUGAAAUACCUCAACUUUGAUUAACAGUUCCAACUUCUGCCUGUCUUCAACCCAAAUCAGGGCUUCGUUUUUGCAUUUCUUCAAUCGGGGGAAUCCUCAGACGGUCGAUGAUCUAAAAUUUAAAACAUGAAAUGAAAUUUAUCUUCAAAAUCUUUCAGAUCAAGAACAUUGUGCAUCCUUUUCUGUGAUACCAGCGCUCAAUGGAGAACAGCAUGUGGUGUUAGUGUGUGUUCUCUGAUCGUGAUAUUUUCCACGGUGCUAAAACACACUGUUUUAACCUUUGUUGGAUAUUAGGGUGGACGCAGUCGAUGGGGGGUGAUCAUAUCGGUGGGUCAAGGUUUUGAAAAUAUUUGUGAAAAUA